AUGGCUCCAGGUGGAAAGGUCCGCCUGACUUCUUACCCUGCUAUUGCCAACGCACCGCUUCCGGCAGAGGGAAACGGCACAUUCUCAAACCUUCACCUAGCACUCCUCAUCUUCGUCACGCCCGCUAUUCUCCUGCGCCUCAUUCCGUUCAUCAAUCCUUCUUGGGUGCCAUGGUGGCUUUAUUUCAUUCUGGCCGCUAUCACGGGUGUUCCUGUCGCUUGUGGUUACUGGACCGUUAUGAGUAUCUACGGACCUCGCAAGAACAAUAAGGUCGAGCUUCCUGGAAGGCCCAUCGAGGAUUAUAUUACCAUCAAGGACCCUAAGCUCAAGCAGCAGUACUUCGGCAGCAAGAAGAUCCCUAUGCAAGUUUUCCACGAUGCAUACUUUGAAGGCAAGAUCGACAUCAAAGGUGACAUGCUCGACGUUCUGGAGUACCGAUGGGACUGGGCCGAAAUGCGUUUCACUCUCGAGCUCUUCAAAUACGUCAUUUUCAAGCUCAUUCCGGAUGUCUUGAUGCACACCGCAAAACAAGACGAGGAGCAAGUCCGUGACCAUUACGACCGCGGCAACGACUUUUACAGCUGGUUCCUCGGUCCCCAGAUGAUUUACACCUCUGGAGUCAUCUCCGAUGCCAACAAGCGCGAGUCCCUUGAAGAACUGCAGGACAACAAGCUGGCGCUUGUCUGCUCGAAGCUCGCCCUUCAACCCACAGACCGAGUCUUGGACAUUGGCUGUGGCUGGGGAACGCUCACAGCCUUCGCUGCAAAGAACUUCGGCUGCGAUGUCACAGGCGUAACACUUGCCAAGAACCAAACGGCCUUUGGAAAUGACAGGAUCAAGAACAAUGGCAUCAGUUCCGACAAGGCGCGCAUCCUUUGCCUUGAUUACAGAAACAUUCCUGUCCAGCCUGGCCACUACAACAAGAUUGUCUCUCUUGAAAUGGCUGAGCACGUCGGUAUUCGUCACUACAGCAAGUUCCUAGGCGAUGUCUACAAUCUCUUGGAUGACGACGGAACAUUCGUCUUCCAAGUUGCUGGUCUCCGUCCAAACUGGCAAUAUUGGGAUCUGAUCUGGGGUCUGUUCAUGAACAAAUAUGUCUUCCCUGGAGCGGAUGCCAGCUGCAGUCUUGGUUGGGUAAUCAACAAGCUCGAAGCUGCAGGCUUCGAGGUCCGCUCGUGCGACGUCCUCGGCGUGCACUACUCUGCGACCAUUGAGCGCUGGCUUCAAAACUGGAAGAGCAAUGAAGCUAACGUCAAGUCGAAGUAUGGCGACCAUUGGUACAGGACCUGGCUGUUCUUCCUUGCUAGCUCUGUAAUCAUCGCACGUGAAGGUGGCUCCAGCGUCUUCCAGAUCACCUGCACCAAGAACUUGAAUGCCACGCACCGUAUCGAAGGCGUUGCGUCGCAUGGAAACAUUCACCCCAAACCCCAGCGGCCCUUCACCAGUGUCUACCACUAG
Tilletiaria anomala UBC 951 is the source of this 1458-nucleotide messenger RNA. RefSeq names its product S-adenosyl-L-methionine-dependent methyltransferase. NCBI's taxonomy places the organism in Eukaryota, Fungi, Basidiomycota, Exobasidiomycetes, Georgefischeriales, Tilletiariaceae. The record is from RefSeq and is a predicted model, not a curated record. The coding region runs from base 1 to 1458 and encodes 485 amino acids. Gene Ontology annotation, biological process: cellular response to biotic stimulus. The transcript has 10 exons.